AAUAAUAAUAAUAAUAAUAAUAAUAAUAAUAAUAAUAAUAAUAAUAAUAAUAAUAAUAAUAAUAAUAAUAAUAAUAAUAAUAAUAAUAAUAAUAAUAAUAAUAAUAAUAAUAAUAAUAAUAAUAAUAAUAAUAAUAAUAAUAAUAAUAAUAAUAAUAAUAAUAAUAAUAAUAAUAAUAAUAAUAAUAAUAAUAAUAAUAAUAAUAAUAAUAAUAAUAAUAAUAAUAAUAAUAAUAAUAAUAAUAAUAAUAAUAAUAAUAAUAAUAAUAAUAAUAAUAAUAAUAAUAAUAAUAAUAAUAAUAAUAAUAAUAAUAAUAAUAAUAAUAAUAAUAAUAAUAAUAAUAAUAAUAAUAAUAAUAAUAAUAAUAAUAAUAAUAAUAAUAAUAAUAAUAAUAAUAAUAAUAAUAAUAAUAAUAAUAAUAAUAAUAAUAAUAAUAAUAAUAAUAAUAAUAAUAAUAAUAAUAAUAAUAAUAAUAAUAAUAAAACUAAUAAUAAUAAUAAUAAUAAUAAUAAUAAUAAUAAUAAUAAUAAUAAUAAUAAUAAUAAUAAUAAUAAUAAUAAUAAUAAUAAUAAUAAUAAUAAUAAUAAUAAUAAUAAUAAUAAUAAUAAUAAUAAUAAUAAUAAUAAUAAUAAUAAUAAUAAUAAUAAUAAUAAUAAUAAUAAUAAUAAUAAUAAUAAUAAUAAUAAUAAUAAUAAUAAUAAUAAUAAUAAUAAUAAUAAUAAUAAUAAUAAUAAUAAUAAUAAUAAUAAUAAUAAUAAUAAUAAUAAUAAUAAUAAUAAUAAUAAUAAUAAUAAUAAUAAUAAUAAUAAUAAUAAUAAUAAUAAUAAUAAUAAUAAUAAUAAUAAUAAUAAUAAUAAUAAUAAUAAUAAUAAUAAUAAUAAUAAUAAUAAUAAUAAUAAUAAUAAUAAUAAUAAUAAUAAUAAUAAUAAUAAUAAUAAUAAUAAUAAUAAUAAUAAUAAUAAUAAUAAUAAUAAUAAUAAUAAUAAUAAUAAUAAUAAUAAUAAUAAUAAUAAUAAUAAUAAUAAUAAUAAUAAUAAUAAUAAUAAUAAUAAUAAUAAUAAUAAUAAUAAUAAUAAUAAUAAUAAUAAUAAUAAUAAUAAUAAUAAUAAUAAUAAUAAUAAUAAUAAUAAUAAUAAUAAUAAUAAUAAUAAAAAUAAUAAAAAUAAUAAUAAUAAUAAAAAUAAUAAUAAUAAUAAUAAUAAUAAUAAUAAUAAUAAUAAUAAUAAUAAUAAUAAUAAUAAUAAU
Aedes albopictus (Asian tiger mosquito) is the source of this 1245-nucleotide messenger RNA. RefSeq names its product GATA zinc finger domain-containing protein 14-like. NCBI's taxonomy places the organism in Eukaryota, Metazoa, Arthropoda, Insecta, Diptera, Culicidae. The transcript has a single exon. The record is from RefSeq and is a predicted model, not a curated record. The annotation marks the transcript as partial.